Molecule: messenger RNA, 3388 nt
Organism: Myiozetetes cayanensis
Lineage: Eukaryota; Metazoa; Chordata; Aves; Passeriformes; Tyrannidae
Product: cysteine/serine-rich nuclear protein 2-like
Biological process (GO): regulation of transcription by RNA polymerase II
Cellular component (GO): nucleus
Molecular function (GO): sequence-specific DNA binding; DNA-binding transcription factor activity, RNA polymerase II-specific
Source: RefSeq, a predicted model, not a curated record
UCCAUGCGCCCCCCAUGGCCACGCUGCGGGAUGAGGGAGCGGCAGGAGCGGCGGGAUCUUUGGGAUCCUCGGGAUCGGCGGGGUCGCCGUCGGACGACGAGAUGGCCACGAGCGACAGCGGCGACAGCUGCGACAGCGGCGGCUCCGCCAGCGCCGGCCCCCCGUCCAUCCUGCGGCGCUCCCGCAGCCGCCCCGGGAAGCGGGUGCUUGCCCAGGUCACCGUGUACUACUUUGCGCGCCGCCAGGGCUUCACCUGCGUGCCCAGCGCGGGCGGCAGCUCCCUGGGCAUGGCCCCCCGGCACCACCGCGCCCGCAGGUACAGCCUCAGCCAGUUCGCACACCUGCGCCAGGUGAGCCACCGGCAGCACCUGCGCCAGCACCUGCGCAGGGAGAAGCUGCGCGCCAGGAGGAGGGAGCUGACGCAGAACGGGGCGGUGCCGUCGGCCGAGGCCGCGGGGCUCACCUUGGCGGACGUGUCUGAGGACGAGCUGGACGCGGGGCAGGUGGAGGUGGGCGAUUAUUUCUACCUGCAGCCGCUGCCCACCAAGCGGCGCCGGGCGCUGCUCCGCGCCUCGGGCGUGCGCCGCAUCGACGCCGAGGAGCGCCAGGAGCUGCGGGCCCUGCGCCUGUCCCGAGAGCAGUGCGGCUGCCUCUGCCGCCUCACCUGCGAGCCACGCACCUGCGCCUGCAGCCAGGCCGGCAUCCAGUGCCAGGUGGACCGCACGUCGUUCCCGUGCGGCUGCUCGCGGGAGGGCUGUGGGAACGCGUGGGGCCGGAUCGAGUUCAACCCCCUGCGGGUGCGCACGCACUUCCUGCACACGCUGAUGAAGCUGCAGCUGCAGGGCCGCAGGGGGGGCCGCGACGACGAGCAGGAGCAGCGGGAGGGGGGCGAUGGAGCAGCCCCCGGCCCCGCCUGGGCCCCCCCCGAGACUCAGGACUUCCAGGAGUACCUGGCGGAGAACGAGCGGGCGGUGCUGCACCUGCAGACGGCCGAGCGGCUGGACCGGCUCCAGGCCGAGGAGGGCGAGGGGGGCGGGCUCUGCGUCCUGGGGGAGCACCUGGACGGCACCGCCUGGCAGGUGAAGCCCCCCCUGUGCCCACCCGGCCUCGUCCCCUCUCCGUUCCCGCCGGGAUCGCCCGUCCUGGGCUUCCCCCCCGAGCAGCCGGCAGGUGGGCACCCAGGUGGGCCCUCAGGUGAGUUCACAGGUGGGCUCCCAGGUGUGCUUACAGGUGUGCCCCCAGGUGGGCUCCCAGGUGAGUUCACAGGUGAGCUCCCAGGUGUGCUUACAGGUUUGCCCCCAGGUGGAUCCCCAGGUGAGCUCCCAGGUGGAUCCCCAGGUGAGCUCCCAGAUGAGUUCACAGCUGGGCUCCCAGGUGUGCUUACAGGUGACCCCCCAGGUGACCCCCCAGGUGAGCCCCCAAAUGAGUUCAGAGGUGUGCUCCCAGGUGGGUCCCCAAAUGAGUUCAGAGAUGGGCUCCCAGGUGUGCUUACAGGGGUGCCCCCAGGUGGGUCCCCAAGUGAGCCCCCAAAUGAGUUCACUGGUGUGCCCCCAGGUGAACUCCCAGGUGGGCCCCCAAGUGUGCUUACAGGUGGGCUCCCAAGUGAGUUCCCAGGUGAGCCCCCAGGUGGACUCACCGAUGAGUCCCCAGGUGAACUCCCAGGUGUGUCCCCAGGGGAGCCCCCCCGUGUGCCCCCAGCCCCACCUGGCCGAGGUCCCCGCUGGGCCCCACUGGCAGGUGCAGCCCCAGGUGGGUGGGGAAGGUGGGAACGGCCCCGAGGAGCCCCCAGCCCCCACCUGCAGCCCCCCCGGGGAGGACCUGGGGGUCCCAUCUGCCCCCCCUGCUGAGAGCAAGGGGGGGGCUCCCCAAAGCCCCCCGGAGCACCUGGAGCAGGUGGAGCACCUGGAGCUGCCCCCCCUGCCCGUCUGAGCGGCCUCGUCCCCUCCUUAUUUAUUCCAUGGACUGAGGGACUGACUGGGGGGCUGCUCCGCCCUGGGGGGCCACCUGGGCCAGGGCUCCAGGCCCUGCUCACCUGGAGAGACACCUGGGCUGGGACACCUGGAGACACCUGGGCUGGGACACCUGGAGAGACACCUGGGCUGGGACACCUGGAGAGACAGCUGGGCUGGGACACCUGGAGAGUCACCUGGGCUGGGACACCUGAACUGGAGAGACAUCUGAGCUGGGACACCUGGACCCUUCCCAUCCUCCAUCCCACCUGAGCUGGGACAGACCUGAGCUGGAGCCUCCUGGAUCCCACUUGGCAGAACUCACCUGUGCACCAGGACGCACCUGAGCUGGGACACCUGGACCCUUCCCAUCCUCCAUCCUACCUGGGCUGAGACACCUGGACUGGGACACACCUGAGCUGGAGCCUUCUGGGCCAUUCCCAUUCUCCAUCCCACCUGGGCUGGGACACCUGAACUGGAGCCCCCUGGAUCCUAGGGCAGCUCCCUCCCACCUGGCAGAGCUCACCUGUACCCGGACACACCUGAGCUGGACCUGCUGGAUCCUUCCCAUCAUCCCUCCCACCUGGGCUGGGACACCUGAGCUGGACCCCUGAGCUGGGACACACCUGGGCUGGGACACCUGGACCCUUCCCAUCCUCCAUCCCACCUGGGCUGGAGCCUCCUGGAUCCCCCCUGGCAGAGACACCUGUGCACCAGGACACACCUGAGCUGGGACACACCUGGGCUGGGACACCUGGACCCUUCCCAUCCUCCAUCCCAGCUGAGCUGGAGCCUCCUGGAUCCCCCCAGGCAGAACUCACCUGAGCUGGACCCCCUGGGUCUCUGGUCCCACCUGGCUGCCCUCCCCUUCCCUGCCCCAGGAGCCCUUCAGGUGUGCCCAGGUGUGCCCAUGGAUGUGCCAUUCCCAGGGAACCCCCGGAAUCCCCUCGGGGUCUCCCCAGGUCUCCGCUGGCAGCGAACUGGGCACACUGGGAUGGAUUCCAGUUCUGGACCCACCUUGGACCGGGAAUGAUGGAAACCCCUCCGAGCUCUGGAGCUUCCUGGGCUGAAACUCCUCAUUUUUGGGGCUUUUCCCUCUUUUUUGGCCCUGGCCAGGGGAGUUCAAGCUGGGCCAGGAGGAAUCCCAGGUGGGAGUGGAGGAAAAUCGGGAUGUGGGGGAGGCCCUGCCUGUUCCCCAGCCCGUCCCAGGCUGGGAUCUGCCCCCUGGACACUCCUGGGAUCUGCCUCCUGGAUCCUGGGAUCUGCCCCCUGGACACUCCUGGGAUCUCCUCCUGGAUCCUGGGAUCUGCCCCCUGGACACUCCUGGGAUCUCCUCCUGGAUCCUGGGAUCUGCCCCCUGGACACUCCUGGGAUCUCCUCCUGGAUCCUGGGAUCUGCCCCCUGGACACUCCUGGGAUCUCCUCCUGCAUCCUGGGAUC